Molecule: messenger RNA, 1013 nt
Organism: Zingiber officinale
Lineage: Eukaryota; Viridiplantae; Streptophyta; Magnoliopsida; Zingiberales; Zingiberaceae
Product: multiprotein-bridging factor 1a-like
Exons: 5
Coding region: 16-798 (260 amino acids)
Cellular component (GO): nucleus
Molecular function (GO): DNA binding
Source: RefSeq, a predicted model, not a curated record
GGAAGGACAGAGGCGAUGAAUUCGGCGACGAGUUGCGAACUUCCCAAAUUGGCCCUGCCCGCGAGGCUACGUGUCGCUGAUGGAGAGGGUAGAAUUGGGAUUCGAACUAGCACACUAACAGCGCGUGGUCAUCCGAUGACAGAGAAGUCAGAAGAGGACCACCCACGCCGGUUGUCGUUGUCCUCGGUGCUGCUGAAGAAAGGCGAAGUUGAACGCUUGACCUCGCGUGCCUCAGGCGUGCCGUCGGUUGGCUUUCUCCCCAAGGAAACUCUUCCUUCUGGCCUCCUUGUUUCUCUCUUUAAAACCCUAACCAGCGAAGGCGGCAUCGUCGAUCGGUUUCGAUCAGGGGUGGGUGGAGGCGCUAUUGCGAUGUCGGGGACUGGUCCGAUCUCGCAGGAUUGGGAGCCCAUCGUGCUCCGCAAGAAGUCGCCCACAGCCGCCGCCAAGAAGGAUGAAAAGGCCGUCAACGCCGCACGCCGCAGCGGUGCCGAAAUCGAGACCAUCAAGAAGUACGAUGCUGGAACGAACAGGGCUUCUUCAAGUAGCAAGCCUCUGAAUACGAGGAAGCUCGACGAGGAAACUGAGAAUCUUUCUCAUGAACACGUGUCAAGUGAACUGAAGAAGAAUCUGAUGCGAGCUCGACUGGACAAGAAGUUGACGCAGAGCCAACUUGCACAGCUAAUCAAUGAGAAGCCCCAAGUGAUCCAAGAAUACGAGUCAGGAAAGGCUAUUCCAAAUCAACAGAUAAUUACCAAACUUGAAAGGGUGCUUGGAGUUAAACUGAGAGGUAAAAAGUAAAACAGGACACCAAGAACUCACCGAUGAUCAAGCCUGUGGUAAAAAAUGUUUCAUACGUAGUAAAUGGAUUUGUGUAGCUGAGCCACAUCUUCAGUACGUGCAAAAUGUGUUUUCUUUUUCCUUAAUGUGCUUGCGAACUUAGUGUAUAAAAGGUUGGAGUAACUGGUUUGGUUGUGUAUGAUAUUUUGAUAAUAAUAAUAUGUUUAUUAUAUAAA